This is a messenger RNA of Procambarus clarkii (red swamp crayfish), 2785 nucleotides long. Its product is annotated as palmitoyl-protein thioesterase ABHD10, mitochondrial. NCBI's taxonomy places the organism in Eukaryota, Metazoa, Arthropoda, Malacostraca, Decapoda, Cambaridae. Gene Ontology annotation, molecular function: hydrolase activity, hydrolyzing O-glycosyl compounds. The record is from RefSeq and is a predicted model, not a curated record.
UAUAUGGCAUACGGCCGGUAAAGGCGCCUUCUCAGGGUUGGCAACAGUUGACUCCACUCUUGAACUUGAUUACCUCACAGCUUAGAAUUAGGUAACUAAGUUCACCGGGUUCUUUUACCACGAUCGCCGUCGCCUCCUUCAUUCACAACAACAACCAGGAAGAUGCAGGUCUUCAAGGCUGCCCAAGGUCUACAGAUCUUCAGAAUUAUAUCUCCAACAUGCAAACCAACAGUAUCAUUGCUUAGGAAUUUACAGACAUCAAGUGCUGAACCAGAGACCCAGUUUCACGAAAUAAAAGAUACAAAUUCUGGGAAAAUUCGAAAAAUAGCCUACAAAAAGCUAAUUGGUCCCCAUCACCAAGGAAUUUUCUAUGUACCGGGGUUUAUGUCCAAUAUGGCUGGAGCUAAAUCUGCCGCACUGCACUCCUUUUGCCACGAAAAUGGUUUUCCAUAUGUCAGAUAUGAUCCUUCAGGACUGGGCAAGAGUGAAGGAAUUAAAAUGACAGAGACCACAAUGUCCUUAUGGCUUGAAGAUGCUACAGAAAUGCUUCUUAAAAUGACAGAUGGACCACAGAUUGUACUUGCAUCUUCAAUGGGCUGCUGGAUAACCUCCCUUAUAGCCAAAAAUCAUCCAGAUAAGUUUGCAGCUAUUGUCAUGUUAGCUCCGGCCUUUAACUUUGGUGAGAGGUAUGAAAAGGUUCUUAGAGGACAACUCCCUCCCAAUGCUCUGAAGAAAUUUGAAGAUGGCCAAAUUGUGAAGCUCUUUGCUCCUGAUUACGGUGAAUUUCCAUUGUCCAAGAAGGUAUUUGAGGACAUGAAGCAGUAUAACGUAACCAUGGACACGGACAAUAUUCCUAUGCCCUGUCCAGUAAGGAUUAUCCACAGCGUCAAGGACAAAGAUGUUCCACAUUUGGAAUCUCUUCCACUUCUUAAAGCUUUACAGACCACUGAUGUAGAGUUGAACUACCUCAAGUACGGGGGUCACACCCUGAGUGAUAGUGCCUGCUUAAAAGUCAUGUUUGAUACUGUUCUCAACCUAGUGUCCAGUGCCAAUUAAAUGGGAAACUAUUCUUGAAACAAGAUUGACAGCAGUACAGUCAUGUAAGAUCUUACUUAUAAUAGUAAAUAGAACUGAGGUAAGUGGGAACUGCCAGUGAGUUCAAAGGUUUAAUGUGGUUGAGGUCUAACGAGAGAAAGAAGUGAAGGGAUAAGGGAUAAUGUGUGAUAAGUGAGAGGUUCCCUAGUGGUGGGAAUAUGUAAAGGUUGUGUUGAGAAGUGUUGUUGCCUAACCGUGCUGUGGAUGAGGUGUGCCUAACAGCUCGAAUUCAUAAAUGUUUUACCCUGAUUUUUUAGCGCUGUUUCAGGUGUUGAAAAAUAAAUGCUCAAGCAAAGUGGUUGCAACUGGAAAAGUUGCAGAAAGUUGCUGCUAUAUAAAAUAUAGAAAACAAAUGGUAUAACAAUAAAAAACUGUCAGAAUAUUAAUAUUUAAGUGAGAUAACGAGGUUAAUUAAAUUAGCAGAGUUCUGAAAUUAGCUGUCACACUCAAGUCAUGAUAAUAUCUGACAGCAGUUGAUAAUUAAAAUGUAAUCAAAACGUCAUAAUUUAGCUGGAUUACCAUAUAACAACUGCCAAGAUGGUCGCUUGUUUGACCAAAAAUGAUCAAAUAUAUGGAAAGUGAGUGACAAAUCUCAAAAUAAGUAGUUGCUCAUAGUAACUUAAUAUUGUAAAUUCAAGCAAAUAAUUUAUCAGUUAAUUUGCUGAAAAGUUAGUUUCUCGUGACAAUAUGCUAAUUUUCCUAUCAUUAACUUUGGAUGAAGGCAAAUCUCUCUUAAAAUUGAUUUCUUUCAAUCGUUUAAAGUUAUAGACAGAAUAUUCCAAGUAGGCACAGUAUUCAAGAGUGGCAUUGGUGCGACGUUGAAUCAUCAUUAUUAAUGUUGAUGACAUUGAUUGAGAGCUGAAUUGGCAUUGCUCGUGGAUAUUGUGUCUAUUGGUAACACCAGACAUUAAUAAGAACAUACAGUAAGAAUGAAGGUACCUACAGAAGGCCUAUUGGCCCAUAUGAGGCAGCUCCUAUACACAGUAUAACCACCCAUAAUUAAAGUAUGGUACCACCAUUUGCAAAGAAAUGAGGUGGUGUUCUGUGCAAUUGUAUGAAGCAAGUGGAGACUUCCAAUAUAUAAUAAUCAAUAAUCUAUAAUAUACAUUAAUUUAUACCAUCACACCACAUGGUGUAAUGAUGUACAAUUAUUGUCCUACAACUUAUUAUUGUAUUCCUACAACUAAAGAAAAUCGGAAAUAAUAUAGUUUUACCCAAGAGCCAAGAAUGUUGUUCUACAAAUAAUAUAGACUUUAAUUUACUUACAAAUUUUCAGAAUCGGUUAAAAAAGUCCUGUUGUUAGUAAUAUAACUUAAUAUUCAUGGUGCAUUCACUUAUUUGAAUCAAAUAAUUGCCUCUUAAAUAACCCAUUGGUAAAGUAAGCAAAAUAAUCUUUGAAAUAUAUUAUGAAAGUAAGAUUUGCCUAAAGGAUCACGGCUUGUGCACUUAAAAUAAUGGUGUCAUAAUGUUGUAGAAAAUUUUUUCCGGAAGGGUUUAUGACUUUUUUAAUAAACAGUUUAGAAUGUACUUAAAAAAGACGAAAUAAAACUUUGUGGUACUCUUAAGUAUGAUUCUCUGCCCGAAAUGCUGUGUGUGUUAGUGGCUUUACAAAAAUGUAAAAGCAAUAAUGCUUUGUACUCUCAUAACCCCAAUGUACCUUCUUAUAUAUAAAUAAAUAUAAAUAAAUAAA